CUUGUUUAGCUUAACAGCCGAGGCAUAAUCGUUUUACCUCUUUGAAAUUAGAAAACCAAACAAAGCAGGUUGCUGCUGAUUUUGAUCGGCUUCAAGAUUUUGUCAUGAUAAUUUGUAUUUUACAUAUGAUGGCGUGAUGAGAAAGUUCCUUCUCUCUGUUUCUUCUGCAUGGAGAGGAGCUUUUGUCUUGUUGAUCAAGGAUUCUUAAAAGUUCUCGUGAUGGGUUUCACCUGCAAAGAUGAACAGGUGUGCUAUCUCUUCCUUGAGCCAUUAUUUCCAUCUCUUCUCCCAUCGUUACCGCCGAACCUUUGCCCCAUAUUCUUGGCCAUUUUUCUUCAAAAGGUAUUUGGGCCAGAUACUCUACUUCUCAGACUCUGGCACCACCAGGCCUUUUCCCAGUUAUUGCCCAAAGAAACCUACCAUCAAGGAGUCAGAACUUGUGCAUCAAAUCUCAACUGCAAUAAAAUUACGUCGUUCUGAGCCACUCUAUCGUGUUCUAAGGCCUUAUGAGUCCAAGUUUAGAUCUGAUCAUUUAAUUUGGGUUCUGAUGAACAUUAAGGGUGAUUAUGGACUUGUUUUGGAUUUCUUUGAAUGGACAUGCUUGCGUAGGGACCCAACACUUGAAGCCCGUUGCAUUAUUGUCCAAAUUGCUGUGGCUUCUAAAGAUUUAAAAAUGGCUCAUCAGCUUAUCUGGGACUUUUGGUCAAAACCUAAUUUGGAUAUUGGUCUAUCCUUCUAUCAUUUUUCUGAGCGCUUAAUUUACACAUACAAGGACUGGGGUUCAGAUCCCAAUGUGUUUAAUGUUUUCUUUCAAGUCCUUGUUGAAGCUGGGAUGCUUGAUGAAGCAAGGAAGCUCUUUGACCAGAUGUUGAAUUACAAGGUGAUUAUCUCUGUUGAUUCUUGUAAUGUAUAUCUUAAUCAAUUAAAAGACCAUUUUAAUGGGCUUUGGAAGGCAAUAAAGGUUUUCAUUGAAUUUCCUGAAGUCGGUGUUUGUUGGAACACUGCAUCAUACAACAUUGUUAUUCAUUCUCUUUGUACAUUAGGGAAAAUAAAAGAAGCACACCGCUUACUCCUGCAAAUGGAGUUGAGCGGCUGCAUUCCUGAUGUUGUAAGCUAUAGUACCAUAAUCAAUGGAUAUUGUCAAGCAGGGAAACUGCCAAGGGUGUUAAGGCUCAUUGAGGAAAUGCAAGCUAAAGGUUUAAAGCCUAACCCGUAUACCUAUAACAGUAUAAUUUAUCUCCUGUGCAAGGCUGAUAACGUAGCUGAAGCAGAGAAGGUUUUGAGGGAGAUGAUGAACCAAGGAAUGGAACCUGAUAGGGUGGUAUACACAACUCUCAUAGGUGGUUUUUGUAAGCUAGGGAAUAUUCCUUCUGCCUAUAGGUUGUUAAAUGAGAUGCAGGGACAAAAAAUUAUCCCUGAUGUAUUAACUUAUACAUCUAUUAUCUGUGGGUUCUGUCAAACUGGAAAGAUGACAGAAGCCAGUAAUGUCUUCCAAGAAAUGCUUGGCAUAGGGUUGGAACCAGAUGAAGUUACAUAUACAGCACUUAUUGAUGGUUAUUGCAAGGCAGGAGAGAUGAAAGAGGCCUUCUCUCUCCAUAAUGAGAUGGUACACAUGGGGCUUAUACCAAAUGUUGUCACUUACACUGCACUAGCUGACGGCCUUUGUAAACGUGGGGAGGUGGAUAUGGCGAAUGAGCUUCUUCAUGAAAUGUGUGGAAGGGGCCUUCAACCAAAUAUAUUUACUUAUAACUCUCUUGUUAAUGGGCUCUGUAAAGCUGGAAAUAUUGCACAAGCUAUUAAACUGAUGGAAGAUAUGGAGAUUGCAGUGCUCCAUCCUGAUGCCUUCACUUAUACCACUCUAAUGGAUGCUUACUGUAAGACAGGGGAGAUUGAUAAGGCUUAUGACCUUCUGAAGAAGAUGUUGGAUAGAGGACAUCAUCCUACACUUGUUACGUUUAAUGUGCUGAUGAAUGGUUUUUGUAUGUCUGGAAUGCUGGAAGAUGGUGAGAGGUUACUAAAAUGGAUGCUGGAAAAGGGUAUAAUGCCUAAUGCAACCACUUAUAAUACUCUUAUGAAGCAAUACUGCAUCAAAAACAACAUGCGUGCCACAACUGCAAUGUACAAAGGUAUGUGUGCUCAAGGAGUGAUGCCUGAUGGCAACACCUAUAACAUUCUGAUAAAAGGGCAUUGUAAAGCAAGGAAUAUGAAAGAAGCGUGGUUUUUACACAGAGAAAUGAUUGAGAAGGGAUUUAAUCUAACAGCUAGCUCGUAUAAUGUUCUGAUUAAAGGUUUUCUUAAGAGGAAAAAAUUUUCUGAGGCAAGAGAAAUCUUUGAUGAGAUGAGAAGAGAAGGGCUGCCUGCAGACGAAGAAAUAUACAGGUUUUUUGUUGAUAUAAAUUAUGAAGAAGGGAACAUGGAAACCACUCUUGAACUUUGUGAUGAGGUAAUAGAGAACUGUCUUGUAAGUAAGGAGAAGAAUGAAAACAAGUAGCUGGAUUUUGUUUGUGCUGAGCCAAUCAUGAAUGAAGGUGACAGUUUUGGUCGGCUUAGCAAUCCCAUGAAAAUUCUGACUGAAUUUUUUCAUACAUGGUAAUGUUUCCUUUUCAGAUUCUGUUGGCUUGAAUGGAUACUUCAAUUGAUAGACAUAUCAUGCAUUGAAAAUAUGGUGGAUCUUUUAUGAACAUCAUGGCAUUGAUAUGAUUUUCCUAAUUGUAUCUAGCGACUACAAAGAUUGGUUAGAGGGAUAAGUUUUUAAGUUACGCUUUGGUUAAAACUCUUAAGCUCUCGACUUGGGAGUUUGGUCAGGCCUAGGUGACAUGCAAUUGUAACCCAACCAGAAUUGAAGUAAUAAGUUUAUCUUGCAAAUGGAUAAAAAGAAGCAUGCAGCCAUACACUGGGAAUCUGGGAAAAGUGCAUCUAACCUCGUGAAUUUUGGGUGGAUAGGUGUGGGUGCAAAAGUGGAGAGAUGAAAAUGAGCUCUGGUGUGCUUGGUAGAGCAGAAAAUAGAGAGGAAAGAGAAGUGGAGCGAUGAGUGUAUUCUGCCCUGACUCUUCAAACUCUUUCCGGAGGACAGAACAUAAGGCCGAUUUGUGUGGCUCAUGGAGUUUACAGAUUUACCUUUACAUAAAAUCCUUCUUCCCUUUUCAUGGAAGAAGCCCAUACCCUUGAAACUGUGGAAUGUGCAUCAGUUUGUUUUUGUUUUUUAAUUUUUUAGAUUUAGGGGAAUAACGAUUCAAACUCUGCUUUUCAAGUAGGAGAUUAUGCAUUAAUUAAUGAGUCAAAUGUUUGAGUGCAUCAAUUUGUUUUUGA
This is a messenger RNA of Theobroma umbraticum, 3309 nucleotides long. Its product is annotated as Pentatricopeptide repeat (PPR-like) superfamily protein. The record is from RefSeq and is a predicted model, not a curated record. Gene Ontology annotation, molecular function: protein binding. NCBI's taxonomy places the organism in Eukaryota, Viridiplantae, Streptophyta, Magnoliopsida, Malvales, Malvaceae.